AUGCAGUCGCGCCGGCGAUUUUCAUUCCAGCAGUAUGCAGCAUACAAGCCAAUCGUGAUGAUGGACAGGGGGUAUGAAGCAAGUAUCGCACCCAUGCCGAUAAGGGAUAAAAAUCAGCGCAAUGACAGUGACUUUCUUCGUAUGGCCAGUGGUACCGGCGGUGGUGAUGCUGAGCGCAACGAGAUAAGUUCUAAGAGGUUGUGCGACAUUGCUUCUGGGGCAAAUACUUCAAGUGAGAAGCGUCGAGCGUUGAACAGUGUAGCCCUAUCCACUGAUAAUGAGCGGGGUGAAAUUCGAUUAUCAAGCAGGAAGAAACCGAUUACUGUAGUCGAUGAAAGGGAUCAUGAGUAUGUCCAGGGUGCUACGAAGAAGGUCGAGCCGUUGCAGAAGUAUCUGCAGGCAGCGCAGGCAGCGCAGGCUGAGGGCGAGGACCUCAAGGCUGCAAGGGACGAUUGGAAAGGCAAAGCUGGCAUUUCGACGUUUCAAGAAGCUGUCAAGGUCGUUGCUUCGAAAGAUGAGUUCACAGCGUACAAGGCGGGGCUGUCCAAGCAGAGGUUUAAUUCUCCUGUACUCCCGCCGCGAGAUCGCUAG
Messenger RNA from Cucurbitaria berberidis CBS 394.84, 591 nucleotides. RefSeq lists its product as uncharacterized. The transcript is spliced from 6 exons. Bases 1 to 591 code for a protein of 196 amino acids. Gene Ontology annotation, biological process: carboxylic acid metabolic process. Gene Ontology annotation, molecular function: isocitrate lyase activity. NCBI's taxonomy places the organism in Eukaryota, Fungi, Ascomycota, Dothideomycetes, Pleosporales, Cucurbitariaceae. The record is from RefSeq and is a predicted model, not a curated record.